This is a messenger RNA of Penicillium manginii, 861 nucleotides long. RefSeq names its product 25S rRNA (adenine2142-N1)-methyltransferase. The coding region runs from base 1 to 861 and encodes 286 amino acids. Lineage: Eukaryota; Fungi; Ascomycota; Eurotiomycetes; Eurotiales; Aspergillaceae. Gene Ontology annotation, molecular function: rRNA (adenine) methyltransferase activity. Gene Ontology annotation, cellular component: nucleolus. The record is from RefSeq and is a predicted model, not a curated record. The transcript has a single exon.
AUGGCUCCUAACAAGCGGUCCAAGAAACUGGGCUCAUUGUCAAGUACUCGGCCGCCUACAAUCAAAUCGCAACAUGCGGCAUUAUCAUCCAAGGCCACGCGCACUUUGAUCCGCUCUCACCACCAGCUCCUGAAAGCGCGAGCCCAAGCCGAACGAGCAGGCGACGAAGCCCUCAAAGCCAGCAUCGACGCCCAAAUCCAUGCAAACGGAGGUCUGGAAAGCUACCAAACCGCCAGCAAAAUCGGGCAAUCCCUCGAGCGAGGCGGCGACUCCAGCAAACUUCUCCUAGACUGGAUCAAGCCGCAACUCUCCACCUGGACCGCAAAUCUCCCGAAACUCCGCGUCCUCGAAGUCGGGGCCCUGAGCACGAAGAACGUGAUAUCCAAAACGCCCUCAUUGACCGUUUCCCGCAUCGACUUGAACUCCCAAGAGCCGGGCAUUCUCAAGCAAGAUUUUAUGGAGCGGCCAUUGCCCGCUGCGGAUGCGGACGAGGAGCGCUUUCAUUUGAUUAGUUUGUCUCUGGUGCUGAAUUAUGUACCCGACGCGACGGGGCGCGGCGAAAUGCUCAAGCGCUGCGUCCAGUUCCUCGCGACGGAUUGUCCCAUCUCGCUUCCGCCGACUCUCUUCCUCGUUCUGCCUGUUGCUUGUGUGGAUAAUUCACGCUACGUCACUGAAAAGCGCCUGCUCGAGAUCUUGGCUAGUUUGGGCUUCGAGCUUGCGCAGAGUAAGCGGACUAAUAAGUUGAUUUAUCAGUUGUGGAAUCAUACCGGUGCCAGGUCACCGACGAAGUCGUUUAAGAAGGAAAUGCUCAACCCCGGCCACACUCGGAACAAUUUCUCUAUUAUUCUGAAAAAGGGAUGA